AUGGGAUGAUGACAAUCGAGGCCUCCUAACGAGAGUGCCGUCAGAAUGCAUAAUGAAUCAAAUGUGAUAAAGGCCAGCCCAGAGAACACAAAGAUGGCAAUAGACGCCCAAAAAACAAGAGGGAGCAAAGUUGAAUCUCAGAAAAACGAAAGUGUGGGAAUCCACGACGAAAGAUCAAAAACUAAAGGAAAAGGCAUAAAGAAAGCAGUCCCAGAACCACAAAAAAUAGAGAAAGCUACUGAGAAUAUAGAGGACUCCCAAAAAGAAAAUCAGAGUGUGGUACCAGCUAGCGUAAGAAGAGAAGAAGAGAAAAGACAACAACUUCGAAACCAGAACUCCAAGCCAACAGAGGAAAAUAAAAUCCCAAAGCCAGAGACGAGUAAACAUCGAACCAAGGCUGAGCCUCCACAGCCACAAAAGAGCGAUCAUAGCUUAGAUAAGCAGAUUGAGAAGCGAAGUGAGUCUGAUCGUAAGCCAGUAAUGGCUUCUGAAGGAUCGAUCCCCCAGCCUGAUAUUCCAAAAGAAAAUGUUCAUAAAAAUAAACCAUCUUCCAAAAAGUCAAUACCAAAAGACGAGGUGAGGUCAGAAUCUAAGCUAGCUGAGAGCACAAAGAAAUCUGUCGAGGUUAAAUCUCCACUGGCUCAAAUCACAAAGCCACAAAUCUCUAAAGUUGGCGAAGAAGUUAAAGCUCCUUCUGAAAAACACUCAAGAAAUGCACCUCAAAAUCAGCAAGUCACUCAGAGCGAUAGAAGUAUUGAUAAGUCAUGCACUAGUAAGAUUGCGAAUGAAUAUGUUGGAGAUGUGUUCGGAAAUAUAAUAAAUGACUAUUCUGUGCAUAUGAAAGAUCAGAACCAGAGUAUUGACCAAUCCUCUAGCAUAGCUUAUCCACAAGAUUCACACGACCAAUCAAUAGAGAAGAGGGUGUCGUUGAAUAGCUCGAUAGACCCAGCCAAGGUGUCCCCAAAAAAUGCUGAAAUUUCAGAAGGUCCAGUCUCAGCUGUUGACAAGAGUUCUUCCACUAUCAGGAAUAUUGCCAACGACUAUGUUUCAGAUAUGGUAGAUAAACUUUUAUAA
This is a messenger RNA of Moneuplotes crassus, 1074 nucleotides long. Lineage: Eukaryota; Ciliophora; Spirotrichea; Euplotida; Euplotidae. The record is from the annotation of a GenBank genome assembly.